GAUCAACAGCCAUCAUUGUUUUGGUUGUGAUUUGUGAAUUGUGAUGUCAAUUUGGUUAUACGAUCUGAACUUUUCCCAAUAUUUAAUCAAAAAUUCGAUCACUUUCUCUAAAUUUUUUUAAAAUAUUCUCCUUUUUAUCUAUUUUUUGGAUUCAGAGUAGAAUUCUGCUUAAAAAGUGAUAAUUUUAUUUACUUUACUAAAAAAUGGGUUGUGAUGGUGGAACUAUCCCCAAACGGGAUGAACUUGUUAGGACCAAGAAAAAGCCAGAACAGAAAGAUAAAGACGCUGAAUUGUCGUACCGUUGGCGACACUGUAGCAUCAACCAGCAGCCAUUGCAGAAACCGAUUGUCGCCUGUCAGUUGGGGCGUCUCUACAGCAAGACAUCGGUCCUCGAGGGGUUGCUGGAUAGAACCACCCUACCUGAAACUGCCACUCACAUCAAGUCGUUGAAGGACGUAAAAGACUUGCAGCUUACUCCAAAUCCAGCUUUCAGUGAGGGAGCAGAAAAGGGAGAUGGAUAUGUUGAUAGGCAGUGUUCUCCUUUCAUUUGCCCCGUUAUAGGACUUGAAAUGAACGGCAAAUUCAAGUUUUGCUUCCUGUGGACUUGUGGAUGUGUGAUGUCAGAACGUGCCAUCAAAUCGGUCAAGGAUAAGAUACAGAUGUGUCAUAAGUGUCAAAAACAGUACGAGGACGAAGACAUUGUUAUUUUGAAUGCGGCCAACGAAGACCUGGAUGUGAUGACUGAGAGAAUGAUGCUUAGACAGCAGAAAAUGAAGGCCGAGAAGAAGGCGAAGAAGGCCAAGGUGAAGAGCGAGUCUGGUGAAGGUGGCUCAGACACCCAGGCCUUGCAGAACGGUGGCAGUGAAGCUAAGAAGAAUGGAGUGAAUGGCGCAUACCUUGCUUUCUCUUAUGCCUUUAAUGGUACUGGUAAACGACCAAUGACAACCUGUUCGCAAAUUCCGAAUCCAGAAAUGAAAAAGACAAAGACAGAUUACAGUGUGGCGGAAGACCCUAACGCCAGCUCUGUUUUCAAGUCUCUCUUCACGUCUCAUAAAAAUGCCAAACAGCAGACCAGAGCACAUUGGGUCACAUACAAUCCUUUCUACAAUUGAACAUGAUUUAUUAAAAAAAAUGUAAAUAUUACUUGUUUUUUUAAGGGUAAGCAAUAAUUUUACUGUACUAGACUAAUAUUAACCUACUUUAUGUAGGAUAAUUACUUUAUAUAAUUUUAAUGUUUUACUACAUUGUUUGAAAAUAAACUACACAGAUUUCUAAUUCUC
This is a messenger RNA of Nilaparvata lugens (brown planthopper), 1280 nucleotides long. RefSeq names its product replication termination factor 2. Gene Ontology annotation, biological process: site-specific DNA replication termination at RTS1 barrier; mitotic DNA replication termination. The transcript is spliced from 6 exons. The record is from RefSeq and is a predicted model, not a curated record. Lineage: Eukaryota; Metazoa; Arthropoda; Insecta; Hemiptera; Delphacidae. Gene Ontology annotation, cellular component: nucleus. The coding region runs from base 204 to 1112 and encodes 302 amino acids.